AGGCUCUACACUGAUAAAUGGAACAAAGAGAAGACCAGCAUCCAUGUUAUGCCAGAUACUCCAGAAAUUCUGCAGUCUAGAGUAAACCAGAUCACGAUGAGUAACAAACUAUACAAAGCUGGCUGGGAGGAAGACAGGAAGAAAGGUUAUGACAUGCAGCCGGACGCUAUUCCAAUAAGAGCAGCCAAAGCCUCCAGAGACAUUGCAAGUGAUUAUAAAUACAAACUAGCCUAUGAAAAAGAGAAAGGAAAACAUAUUGGGUUCCGCAGCCUUGAAGACGACCCCAAGCUGGUGCACUUCAUGCAGGUGGCUAAGAUGCAGUCUGACCGUGAAUACAAAAAAGAUUACGAGAAGGCAAAGACCAAUUUCCAUACUCCAGUUGACAUGGUCAGUGUUGUGGCAGCCAAGAAAGCCCAGGAAGUGGCCACAAACGCAAACUACAAAAACUUGAUCCAUACCUACAAUGUUUUGCCCGACGCUAUGAGUCUUGAAUUGGCCAAAAACAUGAUGCAGAUACAAAGUGAUAAUCAGUACAGGGCAGAAUAUGAUGAAAGUAUGAAGGGUGUUGGAUGGAUGCCACUGGGCUCCCUGGAAGCUGAGAAGAACAAAAAAGCAAUGGAAAUUGUGAGUGAAAAGAAGUAUCGCCAGCAUCCAGACAAGUUGAAGUAUUCUGUUCCUAUGGAUUCCAUGAACAUGGUCUUAGCUUUAAAUAAUGCUAAAAUCAUGGAUGAGCACAAGUACAAACAAGCGUGGGAAGAAGACAAAAAGAAAGUUCACAUCAUGCCAGAUAUUCCGCAGAUUGCUUUAGCAAAAGCUAAUGCAUUUAAUUUGAGUGAUAAAAUGUACAGACUUUCAUUUGAAGAAUCUAGGAAGAAAGGAUAUGAUCUCCGAGCUGAUGCUAUCCCUAUUAAAGCUGCCAAAGCUUCUAGGGAUAUUGCUAGUGAUUAUAAAUACAAAUUAGGUUAUGAACAAGACAAGGGAAAACUUGUAGGCUUCCGCAGCCUUCAGGACGAUCCCAAACUUGUCCAUUAUAUGCAAGUGGCGAAGAUGCAGUCGGAUCGUGAGUACAAGAAAGCUUAUGAGACGAGCAAGACGCAUUACCAAACGCCUUCGGAUGCACUCAGCAUCGUGGCAGCUAAGGAGGCGCAAGAUCGUGUAACCAACACAAACUACAAACGACUGAUUCACCAGUACAUGCUUCUACCAGAUGCAAUGAGUUUAGAACUGUACAGAAACAUGAAUCAGAUACAAAGUGACAACGAGUACAAGCAGGAUUACAAUGAGUGGUUCAAAGGGAUCGGUUGGAGUCCUGCUGGUUCUCUGGAUGUGGAGAAGUCUAAGAAAGCCACAGAAAUUGCAAGUGAUCGGAAAUACCGCCAGCAUCCCAGCAUGUUCCCCUUUACAAAACAGAAUGAUGCCAUGGACAUGGUCCUUGCGAAGCAGAAUGCAAAUAUAAUGAACAAACAUGCUUAUACUCAGGCUUGGGAGAAGGAUAAAACUCAGGUUCAUGUGAUGCCAGAUACGCCAGAUAUUCUACAGGCAAAACAGAACAAAGUGAACUACAGUCAGAAACUAUACAAGCUUGGCUGGGAGGAAAUGAUAAAGAAAGGCUAUGACCUCACACCUGAAGCCAUUUCAGUGAAAGCUGCUAAAUCUUCAAGGGACAUUGCAAGUGACUACAAGUACAAAGAAGGUUACCGCAAGCAGCAGGGACAUCACAUUGGAUUCCGCAGCUUACAGGAUGAUCCUAAGAUGUUGUGGUCUAUGCAAGUAGCCAAGAUGCAGAGUGACAGGGAGUACAAGAAAGAUUUUGAGAAGUGGAAGACAAAGUUCAAUAUGCCUGUGGAUAUGUUAGGCUUCCUUCUGGCUAAGAAAUGCCAGGAAUUGGUUAGUGAUGUAGACUACAAACGGAUGCUGCACCGCUGGACGUGUCUGCCAGACCAGAAUGAUGUCACCCAGGCAAAGAGGGUCUACGAGCUACAGAGUGAUAAUCUGUAUAAGUCAGAUCUACAGUGGCUCAGGGGUCUUGGAUGGAGUCCUUUGGGAUCUUUGGAAUCUGAAAAGAACAAGAAAGCUUCUGAAAUCCUGAGUGAAAAGAAGUACCGGCAGCACCCAGAUACUAUUAAGUUCACAAGUAUCCCAGAUGCCAUGGAUAUCGUUUUAGCAAAAUCUAAUGCCAAAAAUAGAAGUGAUAUACUGUAUAGAGAAGCUUGGGACAAGGACAAGACUCAGGUUCACAUCAUGCCUGAUACUCCUGAAAUUUUGCUGGCUAAGUCGAACUUAAUUAACACAAGUGAUUACCAGUACAAAACUGCGUACCGCAAGCAACUCGGCCACCACAUCGGGGCCCGUAACAUAGAGGAUGAUCCAAAGAUGGUGUGGUCAAUGCACGUAGCCAAGAUCCAGAGUGACAGAGAGUACAAGAAAGCCUUUGAGAAGUCCAAGACCCACUUCAGUAGCCCAGUGGACAUGCUGGGAAUCGUGUUGGCCAAGAAAUGCCAGGAGUUGGUCAGUGACAUUGAUUACAAGCACCCUCUGCAUCGGUGGACCUGUCUGCCAGACCAGAACGAUGUUGUACAAGCCAGGAAAGUGUACGACCUUCAGAGUGAC
Molecule: messenger RNA, 2610 nt
Organism: Tauraco erythrolophus (red-crested turaco)
Lineage: Eukaryota; Metazoa; Chordata; Aves; Musophagiformes; Musophagidae
Source: RefSeq, a predicted model, not a curated record